This is a messenger RNA of Oryza brachyantha (malo sina), 1302 nucleotides long. RefSeq names its product novel plant SNARE 13. Bases 198 to 998 code for a protein of 266 amino acids. Gene Ontology annotation, biological process: vesicle fusion; retrograde vesicle-mediated transport, Golgi to endoplasmic reticulum. Gene Ontology annotation, cellular component: Golgi apparatus; ER to Golgi transport vesicle membrane; endoplasmic reticulum membrane. Gene Ontology annotation, molecular function: SNAP receptor activity; SNARE binding. The record is from RefSeq and is a predicted model, not a curated record. The transcript is spliced from 10 exons. Lineage: Eukaryota; Viridiplantae; Streptophyta; Magnoliopsida; Poales; Poaceae.
ACGCAGUACUAACCCUUCUCGGAUCGCAGCUCCACCCGAACCCGCCCCACCAACCAUCUCCUCCUCCCAACCGCCGCUCACCGGAAUGCUGCUGCCCCGCCGGUGAGGAGCAAGCCCACCACCCACCCACCUCCUCCUCCUCCUCCCGCAACCUGCUUCGAGGCGGCGGCGGAGAGGGAGAUCCAGGCGGCGCGAGGAUGGCGAGCGACGUGCCCAUGAGCCCCGAGCUGGAGCAGGUCGACGGCGAGAUCCAGGACAUCUUCCGCGCGCUCCAGAAUGGGUUCCAGAAGAUGGACAAGAUCAAGGACUCCAACAGGCAGUCCAAGCAGCUGGAGGAUCUCACCGGGAAGAUGAGGGAGUGCAAGCGCUUAAUCAAAGAAUUUGAUCGCAUUCUCAAAGAGGACGAGAAAAAUAACUCGGCUGAUGUCAACAAGCAGCUCAAUGAUAAGAAGCAGCUGAUGAUCAAAGAGUUGAAUUCCUAUGUUACAUUGAGGAAAACGUACCAAAGCAGCUUGGGUAAUAAGAGGAUUGAGCUAUUUGACACUGGCAACGAUCAGGUGGCUGAGGACAACAAUGUUCAAAUGGCAUCAGAAAUGUCAAAUCAACAACUCAUGGAUGCUGGAAGAAAACAGAUGGACCAAACAGACCAAGUUAUUGAACGUUCGAAAAAGGUUGUUGCACAAACUGUUGAAGUUGGAUCUCAAACUGCUGCAGCUCUAACACAACAAACAGAGCAAAUGAAGAGAAUUGGCAAUGAGCUAGACUCGGUUCAUUUUUCAUUAAAGAAGGCUAGUCAAAUGGUGAAAGAGAUUGGUCGCCAGGUUGCAACCGACAAAUGCAUCAUGGCAUUCCUAUUCCUGAUAGUUUGUGGUGUGAUUGCAAUCAUUGUUGUUAAGAUUGUCAACCCUCACAACAAGAACAUCAGAGACAUCCCGGGACUGGCACCACCUGCGCAGAACAGGAAGCUCUUGUCCAUAGAAUCUUUCGGCAGCCUCUGAGUAUCGCGAGUGGGAGCCGACCAUGAUGUUUCUGGGAUACAAAUGCACAUCGUGGCAAUUCUUUUGCGCUUGUAUAUCAUCUCAUGCUGUCGUUAUUUCCAUCCACUGAUCUAUUCUUUCAUCCUGUAAUGGUCGCUAGUGUUGGAUUUUACGUUUGAUGUUUGCAGUGCGGCUGCCUUGGCUUUCUGGAUGUGUGUAUAUGUGGUAGUGAUGAGGAUACAAAUAAUAUUUCUUUUUGUUGUUCAUUUUAUUCGUCCCUGUCUCUUGAGUAAUGACGUGAAUGCUACAUUUUGCUCUUGUUCCA